This is a messenger RNA of Petromyzon marinus (sea lamprey), 1461 nucleotides long. It is a transcript of the gene POLR2H, whose product is annotated as RNA polymerase II, I and III subunit H. NCBI's taxonomy places the organism in Eukaryota, Metazoa, Chordata, Hyperoartia, Petromyzontiformes, Petromyzontidae. Gene Ontology annotation, cellular component: RNA polymerase III complex; RNA polymerase I complex; RNA polymerase II, core complex. Gene Ontology annotation, biological process: DNA-templated transcription. The record is from RefSeq and is a predicted model, not a curated record.
GCUCAUUAUAAAAUCUCCUUAGGUCCUUCGCCGAUCCGGCCGACGUCACUGCGAAGGCGCGAGAAGAUGGCGGGCAUCCUCUUCGAAGACAUCUUCGACGUCAAAGACAUGGACCCCGAGGGGAAGAAGUUUGACCGCGUUUCCAGGCUGCACUGUGAGAGCGAGUCGUUCAAGAUGGAUCUCAUUCUGGACGUGAACACGCAAAUCUACCCCGUCGACUUGGCGGACAAGUUCCGUUUGGUGGUGGCCAACACUUUGUAUGAAGACGGAACUCCAGACGACGGAGAGUACAACCCCUCGGACGACCGGCCGUCAAGGGCAGAGCAGUUUGAGUACGUCAUGUACGGCAAGGUUUACCGCAUAGAGGGCGACGAGACGUCCACUGAGGCUGCCACCCGCCUGGCUGCCUACGUGUCAUUUGGGGGGCUGCUCAUGCGCUUACAGGGCGACGCCAACAACUUGCAUGGGUUCGAGGUGGACUCCAGGGUCUACCUGCUCAUCAAGAAACUGGCUUUCUGAGCUGUGAGCGUGCGUGUGCCAGGAGUGAAUGCGUCGGUGAUGUUAUUUGUAAAGUAAUUGAGUGAGGAAUGACAGAGAGAGUGGGAGUGCACACUUUGAGUGUGCACGCGAGUGAAUGUUACGGGGAGUGACUUGUGGCAGUGGGUGCUCGUGCUGUGAAUGCUAAUGGGAAUGACUGUGAUUGCACACUGUGUGUGUGAGUGAUUGUGUGUGUGUUGAGAUUCAGCUAUCACUUGUCACCGGUGUUGAACCCCACAUCUAAUAAUGGAACCAUGGAGCCCCCCCCCCCCGGCCAAUUUGUUCCCUCUGCAUAGCUUGGCAUCUGGGAUCCUCCGGCCCAUGUACCCCGGUGUAGUCGCACGGCCUGCAUGUCUGCAUUCGCACACUGCCCCUAAUUGCACACUGACAUUACCUUUUGUCUGUGGGAAGUUACGAGUGGUUUUGAUCCUAAGAAAUUAUCCCAAUGACCCAGGUUACACGUUGCCCUGUGGUGCUCAACACCAGCAAGGAGUGAUAUUUGAAGUUUACUUGCUUAUAAUUGAGCACCUGGUGUGGUGGGCGACAGCUUGCAUUAGGGAGACCAGACUUCUGGGUUUGUGUGUCCUGACACUACAUCCUUGCGCAUCCACCGUGUCACCCUCAGAUUCUCGUUAACAGCACUUGCCCUAACAUUGUGUAACAUGUAUUUGUGCCUACAUCUCAUCACAUGUAUGCACAAACCCUUUGCAGUGUUUGCAGGUACAUGGAAAGUUGCUUGCACACAAUAAUGCGGAGUUCAAAUCUGACUUGUGCUUACACGCACACCCGUGUGUACCUGCAAUAAUGGAUAUUGUUGCCUAAAAUAGGCACCCCAAGGCGCAAUUGAGCAUGUUUUUUUUGUGGAGCAUGUGUCGAUGUGUGUGCCGUCAUAUUUAUAUUUCAAUUAAAAUGAUUUACAUUAUU